Chironomus riparius is the source of this 1579-nucleotide messenger RNA. NCBI's taxonomy places the organism in Eukaryota, Metazoa, Arthropoda, Insecta, Diptera, Chironomidae. The record is from the annotation of a GenBank genome assembly.
AAAAAUAAAUACGACAGAAAUGGUCAAAAGUUAUCGCUUAAUUUCGGUACUUAAAAGAAAAGGAUCAAGACGUGCAAAAUUCAUCUUUGUGAUUGUGCUGUGUGGAUUAAUUUAUGGAUUGUCUCAUUACAUCCAUGAGUGCUAUAUUAAGUUCAAAAUUAAGCCAGAAAUAUUAAUCAAUGAGAUCUACAUCAAUCGACAUGAGAUUCCGUUCCCAGCAAUUACAAUUUGUCCACCACAAGUAGUGAAAAGUGAAUUUUUAAAUCUGACAAAGAUUCGUUCUGAAAAUACAGCACUAAGUAAUGAAGAUCAGAUGUCAUUAGCUGUAUCAAGUCAAGUUUGUAAUGACCUUGUGCUGGAUCUCGAGAAAAAUCCAAAUGAGAAAUAUUUUAAUGAAGACGUAGUUGCAGUCAUGAAGAAAAUAUCGCCGCAAAUUAAUGACAUUUUUAAAGAAUGUACAGCUCUGGAUGACGCAAAAAGCUGUGAAGAAUUAUUUACAAAUAUUUUAACACCAAAGGGAAACUGCUUCACAUUCAACAUGCUCGAUGAAAAUUUAUUAUUGAACCAAGACACUAGCAGAGAUGUUUACUCUUACAAUUCAGCCUUAAAUUCAAAUCCAGAGAUGAAAUGGACGAUGGAAAGGAAGUAUUUAACUGAUGAAGAACUUGUCAAUCCUUUAAGAUCCAAUGUUGUACAAGAAUUACGUUUAAAAGUCAAGCUUAACAAGAGUGAAGAUCAGAAUUUAUGUGAGGAACGUUCUCGAGGAUUCAUGAUAAUCCCUCACUUGCCAAACGAAUAUCCAACAAAUACUCACAUUUCAACAAAUCUAGAGACCAAGAAGCACAAGCAUUUGAGCAUCACAGCAACAGUCAAAAGCAUCGAUAAUUCUUUUAAAGUAUUUCCGCUAAAACAACGAGGCUGCUUCAAUGAAAAUGAGAGGAAAUUGCGAUUUUUUAAAUCAUACACAAUGACGAACUGCAUACAGGAAUGCAUUGCCAAUUAUACUUACGCUAAGUGUGGCUGUGUAGCAUUUUUUGCACCCAGAACAAGCGACAUGAAAGUUUGCCAAAUUAAUGACUGGACAUGCUAUUCAAUUAUCUACAACAGAUGGCCAAGAAAAUACUAUACGGAACCUAGCAAUAAAGCAGAAUAUCCAGAAUUUCCAUGCAAUUGCCUGCACACCUGUGCUGAAAUCAAGUACAACAUCGUCAACGAAUAUACAUUCGAUCGAAAUGACUACGAUGAUGAGAAUGUCUCUUAUGGCACCAUAGAAAUACAAUUUUUAGUCGCUCAAGUCACAGAAACAACAAAAUUCGCAACUUAUCAAUUCGAAAAUUUUAUUGCUGAAGUUGGAGGAUUGAUUUCAUUAUUUUUGGGCUUUUCAUUGCUGUCAUUCUUUGAGCUAUGUUUUGAGCACUUUGUGAAUCUUAGAGAUGGAGUCCGACAAUUUGAAGAGAUCAUUCGUUCAAACUGGAGAAUCAGGACAGCUAUAAGAGAGCAAAAUGAUGGAGAUGAUGAUCAUAUUGUUAUAUUAGUUCCUAAUAGGGAGCGUAGAGCUACGACAACGACUUUGUGUUGA